AUGGCCGCCAACGGGUCGGACUACGAGCUCCUCACAGAGCAUUUCGGCUACCCGCCCGCGGCCCUCCUCGACGACAUCAUCAACACCGUCAACGUGCUGGCCGACCGCGCCCUCGACUCCGUCGAGCGCCUGCUCCUGACCAUCCCCCCCCAGAACCUGGGCUUCAAAGCCCCCAAGCCCAAGCCCAAGCCCAAGCCAGCAGCAGCAGCAGAUGCCGAUGCCGAUGCCGCCCAGACCGCCCUCGACGCCGCCAGGCUCGAGAUCGAAAACGGCACCCACCAGCUCGAGACCCUCCUCAACGCCGCCAUCGACAAGAACUUUGACAUCUUCGAGCUCUACACCAUGCAGAACAUCCUGACGGUCAAGCCCCAAGACCAGCCGUUCAUGCGCCUGUCGCACUACGACGGCCUCGACUUGUCAAACGACCCCGACAGGCCCACCGUCGAGAGCAUCACCUCCCUAAGGCGGAGACUACACGCCAGCCAGAAACUGCACAUCGCCCUCGAGGCGGAGAGGGCCAGAAACGACGCGCUCCUGCGCCAUUUAAAGGCCGCCGUCGGCCUGUCCGCCAAGGACGACGCGGUCGAGCGGGAGGAUGGCGCCGCGGGAAAGCCCGCGAACCAGCUCGCCUUCCUGCGCGAAAAGGCGACGCUCGAACAAGGCGGGACGAACAAGCCCAUCACUACGACUGCGGAAUUCGCACUGUCGCAAUUGGAACCCCUGCGGUCGCUGUCGGAAUCCCUGCGAAGCCUGUUGCCCGGACUCGCUGCACAGGCGGCGGGGGGCCAGGACACGGAGGGGCCCGGCAAGUCUUGGCGCCGCCAACGAGCAGAGUACAUCGAGGGCGCGUCGCGCAAGUAUCUCGAGCGGACGGGGGGGUUGGAACUCGGUCCGCAGGGGGAAGUCCGCGACGGGGAGUGGCAGGGCGGGGGGCCGUCGCUGUCGAGAGGAGAGGUCGAGGGUCUGGAGAACGUUGCCUCGCUGUUGGCGGGCGAGGGGGGGCAGGGGGCCGAGACGUGA
Metarhizium album ARSEF 1941 is the source of this 1020-nucleotide messenger RNA. Its product is annotated as Centromere protein Mis12. Gene Ontology annotation, cellular component: chromosome, centromeric region; nucleus. The transcript has 2 exons. Gene Ontology annotation, biological process: mitotic sister chromatid segregation; mitotic cell cycle; protein localization to kinetochore. The record is from RefSeq and is a predicted model, not a curated record. The coding region runs from base 1 to 1020 and encodes 339 amino acids. Lineage: Eukaryota; Fungi; Ascomycota; Sordariomycetes; Hypocreales; Clavicipitaceae.